Messenger RNA from Blepharisma stoltei, 975 nucleotides. Lineage: Eukaryota; Ciliophora; Heterotrichea; Heterotrichida; Blepharismidae. The record is from the annotation of a GenBank genome assembly.
AUGUUAAUUUCGCUUUGGGGUAUAGAUUGCCAAAACGAAGAAAUGCACGAAGACCUGGCAAUUUCAAAUCUUAAUAUGUUAAAAUCCACUUGGCUUGUAGAAUUCAAAACCAAAUUAAUGCGACCACUUAUCGUUUUGCAUGCAAAACUUAUUCUUUACUUCCCUCUUUAAAUAUGAACAAAUAUCUGUAAAAUUUUCUAUUUUUUGGAUAAAUUAAACCCUACUUAUAAUUGAGAACAAAAUUUUAGUUUUUUAAUGGAAAUUUUUUAUAGGUGAUAUUAAUAAUUAUUAUAUAUAUAGCUUUGAUCUAAUUUAAUAAAGGGAAUAAUAUUUAAACAAGUUACACAUUGAUUAACGAAUUUUUUCGAUUUAAUUCUUCAUAAAAUAAAUAAAAUUCAAAUACAUUGUAUCCAGUUUAUAUUAUGGGUUUUCUCUGAAAAUAGCCCUAUAAGGCUAUUUUUUGGCCAUGGAUCACAUUUUUGAAUAAAAUUUAUAAUCAAUAUUAAUUUCAAAAAGUUUAGCUUUCCAAUGCUUUUCCUUACUCCCCCCCCCCCCUCCGUGAGCGAACAAAAAAAUUUUGUUCGCUCACGGAGGGGGGUUAAUUUUUUUUUUUUUAAAAAAAAAUUUAUAUAUAAAUUUUUAUAAAAAAUAUUUUUUUCGAAAUUUAAAAAAUCCUAAUUUGCAAAAAUUGGGAAGCAAAUAUUAAUUUAAUUUGCAAAAUUUAUGUUUUAAAAAACGCAAUUUGUUUAAAAUUAAAAACAGAAUUAGCUCUAGAUUUCAUUAUACUAAUUAUCACUUAUAUAUCAAAAUUUUUUCCAUUAAAAUUUUUUCUAUUAAAAAAAUUUUUGUUCACUCACGGAGGGUGGGUUUUUGGUCAAAAAAUGGCGAUUUUUCUAAUGGUUUUGUUCGCUCACGGAGGGGGGGGGGGGAGUUAGCAAAUUAAAUUUUUUAACUUCUUUGACCCUACAAUUUUAA